AUUCCUUUCGAGCCCACAACGUUCAAAUUCGUUUGCUGCGCUCACGAGAGCGGACGUGCCGAGCGGAUAAAUCCGACAGAAGUCAGACAAAAGCCCCCAAAAGUCCCCAAAUCCAAGCCGUAUACAAAAAGCAAAAAGCAAACCUACAAAUCACUCUCGAAAUUAACUUGAAACAAAACCCAAAUUGAUAUCGCGUCUGUUGCUUGCGGUUGUGUUUCGUUUGCAUUUAAAUUAACGGCAAAACAACCUACGAUUUACGAAAUUGCAUAAAAAGAAAGCCAAUUAAAAGAAAAACUUGUGUCUGAGGAAAGUGUGACCCAACUAUAAAACAACCAAACAGAUCUAAUUAAAUCGAUCGAGAGAAAUGGAGAAAAACAACAAUAACCUUCCCGCCGAGGAUGAGCCACGUCUUGCCAACGGACACGCCCUCGCGAACGGCAACGGACUGGUCCACCCCAAGGAGGAGGCAGCUGCUCCUGCAGCCAGCGGGUGGGGUCAGGUCCUGUGGAAUACCUGGGAUGCCUUCGCGGACGUGGCCUGGUUCAUCAUCUGCUGCAUAGGAUACAUUCUACAGGAUCUCUACUACAUAGCCUUUGGCUAUCCCGAAAAGGAGCUCAGCACAGACGUUGCUCUGAUCACAGGUGGUGGCAAUGGACUCGGACGUCUGCUGGCCGAGAGACUGGGAAAGAUGGGAACCAAGGUCGUUAUCUGGGACAUCAACAAGAAGGGCAUUGCGGAAACCGUCGAAAUCGUCCAGGAGGCGGGCGGCUAUUGCAAGGGAUACGUGGUGGAUAUUUCCAAAAAGGAAGAGGUCUACAAGGCGGCCGAUGUCAUCAGGGAGGAAGUCGGUGAUGUCACUCUGCUGAUCAACAAUGCGGGCGUUGUAUCUGGACUGCAUCUUUUGGACACACCUGACCACCUGAUCGAGCGGUCGUUCAAUGUGAAUGUCAUGGCACACUUUUGGACGACAAAAGCGUUUCUGCCCAAAAUGAUUGAGAAUGAUCGAGGACACAUUGCCACGAUCGCCUCGCUGGCCGGCCAUGUGGGCAUUAGCAAAUUGGUCGAUUACUGUGCAAGUAAAUUCGCAGCGGUUGGCUUUGAUGAGGCUUUGAGGCUGGAGCUGGAAGUCCUUGGACAUACGAACAUCCAAACCACCUGCAUCUGCCCCUUCUUCAUCCAGGCCACUGGCAUGUUCGACGACGUGAACGCCAGAUGGGUCCCCACACUGAAUCCCAACGAUGUGGCCGAUCGUGUCAUUGCGGCCAUCAGGAAGAACGAGAAACUGGCCGUCAUACCCGGCUUCCUCAAGGUCCUCCUCUCCUUCAAGUGGACCUUCCCCUGGGGCUGUGUGGGCGGUUUGCUGAAGCGCCUGGUGCCCGACGCCUCCCCCCACGGCCUGCCCAGCUCCAUUGCCGCCCCGGUACCGCUGAACUCCAACGCCAAGUCGACGGCCGCCGAUAUUGCCGCGCUCGAUGCUGAGCUAAGUAGCGUUACCCUGCCGGCGAAGCCACCCUCGAUGCUCAUCCAAAGGACACCGUCGCUGGGGGAGCGCGUCCUUUGAGCGCCCAGCGAACUCCAUACCACCGCGCACCACCCCACACCGCACCACCACCCACUCCUGUUGUUACAUAUAUCCACAUUAUACCUUCUUUCCAACGUUGUGUGCAUUUUAUGAGCGUGGAGUUACGAGCAUGUGUAAUUGAAUUUCGUGUUUUUGGCAUUUUUCGCUGCGAGGAACCAUUUACUAAAUCUAAGCUACGAAUCUA
Messenger RNA from Drosophila biarmipes, 1766 nucleotides. RefSeq names its product estradiol 17-beta-dehydrogenase 11. The coding region runs from base 365 to 1561 and encodes 398 amino acids. Lineage: Eukaryota; Metazoa; Arthropoda; Insecta; Diptera; Drosophilidae. The record is from RefSeq and is a predicted model, not a curated record. Gene Ontology annotation, cellular component: lipid droplet. The transcript is spliced from 8 exons. Gene Ontology annotation, molecular function: oxidoreductase activity, acting on the CH-OH group of donors, NAD or NADP as acceptor.